AUGAUCAACCCGCCCAGCUUUCCGCAGGCCCACUCCGUCGAGGACCUGUACGCGUCCGGGGGGAAGGGCUCCCUGCGCUAUGUCUUCCUGCAUGGCAACCACGCCCGCCCCAACCUGCCCACCCACGCCUGCAUCGAGGGCAAGGUGAGGCUGUUCAACCGCCAAGGAGACAUUGUUUUCGAUGACGACCCCACCCGCGCAUCCUCCCAAUACGGCUUCACCGAGGGCCGCUGCGUGUCGGUCAAUGACCAGCCGGAUGCCUAUAUCCCCGCCCGCAUGUUCGUGCAGACCCUGUUGAAGAACAUCCAGGUCCCCGGCUUGAUCGCCGCCGAGGUACCCAAAGCGAUUCUGGUUACUGGCCGAAGCGGGCUCGAUCCCAUCCCCGCCCAGGACCGCGACUACCUGGAGAGCAUGAUGCAGCGGUUGGUCCCGCGCUUCGUCUCCGUCAUCUCCGGGAAGAGUGACGCGUACCUUCCAGGCGACGCGAAGAACCUCUGCCACGAGAUCGCCGAUUCGAUGUUGAAGCCCAGGGGGGGGUCCGGGGACCUCGACCUCCUGGCCUUCCUCGACGUGUACGAGAAGCGCUAUAUCCAUAAGCCAUCCGCCACCCCGGAGGCCAUCCUGGAGUCGUGCCUGCUGCACGUUAUGAAGAUGCCCUUUGAGCUGAACUCCUCCAUCCGAUACCGUCUGAUCACCGAUUGA
Molecule: messenger RNA, 702 nt
Organism: Aspergillus heteromorphus CBS 117.55
Lineage: Eukaryota; Fungi; Ascomycota; Eurotiomycetes; Eurotiales; Aspergillaceae
Exons: 3
Coding region: 1-702 (233 amino acids)
Source: RefSeq, a predicted model, not a curated record